Carcharodon carcharias (great white shark) is the source of this 1162-nucleotide messenger RNA. RefSeq names its product BTB/POZ domain-containing protein kctd15. The coding region runs from base 299 to 1093 and encodes 264 amino acids. NCBI's taxonomy places the organism in Eukaryota, Metazoa, Chordata, Chondrichthyes, Lamniformes, Lamnidae. The transcript has 6 exons. Gene Ontology annotation, molecular function: protein binding. Gene Ontology annotation, biological process: protein homooligomerization. The record is from RefSeq and is a predicted model, not a curated record.
AGAGAGAGAGAGGGAAAAAAAUAUUGCUGGGAUUUUCAUAUCGAAAUGAGCCAGGGAGCGAUUUAAUCUGAACCCAGUCCCUGCCCGGCGGCGCCAGCAAAGCCCAGAGGCACAAUUCAGAAAAGAAAAGAAAAAAGGAAACACCACAGGAACAAGGACCCAGCCAGAGAGAGAGAGAGAGAGAGAUCCCUCAAAAUUUGGGCAUCGAUUUUGGAAAUCGGGGGAAAGGAAGAAGAAGGAGGAGGAGGAGGAAAAGGAAGAGGAGAAAGCUCGGGAAGGGAGAGCCGAGGAAGGUUUGAUGUUUAUGGAAGGUAGAACAAUGUCCCGUCUCUCGCUGACCCGCUCCCCUGUGUCUCCUGUGGCAUCUCAAGGCAUUCCACUGCCUGCUCAGCUCACCAAGUCCAAUGCUCCUGUUCACAUUGAUGUGGGAGGGCACAUGUACACCAGCAGCCUAGCGACCCUAACCAAAUACACAGACUCCAGGAUAGGACGGCUUUUUAAUGGGACAGAGCCCAUUGUCCUGGACAGUUUAAAGCAGCACUACUUUAUUGACCGAGACGGAGAGAUUUUCCGCUACAUCCUGAGUUUCCUCAGAACGUCGAAGCUCCUGCUCCCAGAGGAUUUCAAGGAUUUUGGCCUGUUAUAUGAAGAAGCAAAGUAUUACCAGUUACAACCCAUGGUGAGAGAACUGGAGAGGUGGAAACAGGAAAAGGAACACCGAAAGUCCUCGCAGCCCUGUGAGUGUCUGGUGCUGAGGGUAACCCCUGACCUAGGAGAGCGCAUCAGCCUGAGUGGAGAGAAGUCACUCAUAGAGGAUAUUUUCCCUGAGACCGGGGAUGUCAUGUGCAACUCUGUAAACGCCGGGUGGAACCAGGACCCCACACAUGUCAUACGCUUUCCGAUCAAUGGAUACUGCCGGCUCAACUCAGUCCAGGUUCUUGAGCGAUUGCUACACAAGGGAUUUCAUGUGGUGGCGUCCUGUGGGGGUGGAGUAGAUUCCUCUCAGUUCAGUGAAUACGUGCUGUAUCGUCAGGAGAAACGUUUGCAGCUCACACCAACAACAAUCAGAAUAAAACAGGAGCCCCUGGAUUAGCCCAAGCCGAGUCCUUCGGCCACUCCCUUUUGAGCUUUUUUUGUGUUUUUUUUCUCUCUCCACCCGCUC